UCGUUUGAUAUUAAAACAAUGGCUCGUUUGGUGUUGUUAUAUUUUCUAAUAGGCUACGUUUUCUUAUUGGUAAAUUGCGCUGAUAAAUACACAACUAAAUACGACGGUAUCAAUGUGAAUGAUAUCAUUAAUAAUCGAAGGUUAUUAUUGGGUUAUUGUCGAUGUCUUUUGGGUAAAUCUGCUUGUAGCCCGGACGGUGCUGAAUUGAAAAAAAAUCUUCGAGAUGCGAUCGAAACGAAAUGCAGCCGUUGCAGUGAUAAGCAAAAAGAGGGUGCUAAAAUCAUUUUGAGACAUUUAAUCGAUCACGAAAGAGAUGAAUGUUGGGAUCCGAUUGAAAAGGAAUACGAUCCAACUGGAAAAUACGCUCGUGAAUACAUGGAAGAGAUAUCUAAGGAGAAUUAAUUUUAAUUAUAUAUUUAUUCAACUGAUAAAGAUUUAUUUUUUAUAUUAUAAUUUGUGCAAAUAAAU
Molecule: messenger RNA, 468 nt
Organism: Onthophagus taurus
Lineage: Eukaryota; Metazoa; Arthropoda; Insecta; Coleoptera; Scarabaeidae
Product: ejaculatory bulb-specific protein 3-like
Source: RefSeq, a predicted model, not a curated record